AUAAUUCAUUUUUUUAAUGAAGACGUUUUAAAUAAGAAAGAACAUUUUACAUAGGCUUUUCACUUACAGGGCUGAUCAAAUUUAGCUCUUAUAUACUAAAAAAAAAAAAAAAAAAGAACUUAAUUUUGUAUCGGUCUUCCACUUUUAGUUCUUAUAUACCCAAAAAAAAAAAAAAGAAGAAAAUAAUAUCGAUAAAAGAUGUAUUGAAAAAAUUCGUUCGAAAGAUGGAAGAAAAUGCUUUAUUAACCAAUAUUACCACAAUUAUUACUAAGGACAUACUCAUUGACGAAGCGAAUAGUCAACGAAAGGGAAUUUGGCAUGGUAAUCCCAUUAAAAACGGAUAUAGUACUGCACUGAAAUAUCCGCUUUUGGAAUCAAACGAUGAUGAAGAUUUGGAAUUUUUUCUUAAACAACAAUUCUCCUUCGAAUGUGCUUCUAAAAUACAGCCAACUAUAGUUUCUGUGACGAAUGCAAAUAGUAAAUUUAAAAAAUGUGGAGGAAUUGAGGAAAAUCCACGUAAAAGAAAGUUCGUGCCCAAGUCUUUUAAUGCAAAUGUUAGAAUAAAAGAUCUGGAUUUGCUUAAUGAAUUUGAUAAUAUGAAGUUCGAGUGUUUUUUGCAUAUGAAUAAAAUGAGUUUUUUGAAAAUAUUUCAGUUUGUUCGUAAUCUAUUAACUCCUGCUUCAUUGCCCUUCGGUGUGCCACCGCAAACUAUAUUUUCUCUAGCGCUAUGGAAACUUACUACCGAUGAACAUUUCGAAGAAAUGUCGCGCCGCUUCCAAGUAUCUCUACAGGAAUGUGAAUCGUUGGUCAAACAGUUUUGGCACAUAAUGUCUGAAAACUAUGAAACGUAUAUACGAUGGCCCAAUUCACAACUAUCUCAGAAAUUAGAAGUUCAAGGAUUUCAACAACAUAAUCGGUUAAAAAUAUUUCCUCAACUUUUUGGUGUUGUGGCUAUGAAACGUUUGGAUAUAUUUUUAGCUUCCGAAGAUUCAGAAAUUCCGGUUAUAUUACAAUUGGUAUGUAACGCUGAUCAAAAGGUAAUUGAUUGCUUUGUAGAACUAGAACAAGAUUAUACAUUCGAGGACACUCCCAUGGGACAAAUAUUAACAAUGAAUGAGAAUAGCAUGCCCAAAGAAAGCUAUUUAAUUGGAAAUCAAUGUUUUCCAUUAAAAUCAUACUUAAUACGGCCUUUUUCAGCCCCGUGUUCUCAAAGAGAGCAAAAGUUUAAUCGCCUACUGGAUUUAGCUUUGGAAUUAGCUCAAGACAGUCUUGACAUUAUGGCAAAACGUUUUAACGCUUUGUACGCUUUAGAAGCCAGAGAUUUACAAGAAGUUAGAAAAAUCUUAGAAACAAUAUGCUCUUUACACAAUUUAAGUAUAGCUAUCGAAGAUGAUUAUGUAGAUCGAAAGCGUCAAGUUGUUACUUUCAAUUGGGCUAACGAUACCAAGAAACUUUUAAAUAUACAAGGCAGCGAACAGAAUCCUCAGGGCAUCCAAAGACGUAAUGAAUUGCUUCAGCAAACUAUUAAUGAUUCACUGCAUCAUGACUCCUAAGGACUUGUGCAAACCAUUAAAAGUGCUGAAUUAUUAGGACCAAUAACCGUAUCUAGUAGGCUCUAUCAAGAUAUUGAUAUUGAGUCUUUCACAAAAGAUAAGAUCAUUGGGAUUAAUACAAAAACAUCAAUCAUAGCAAGGAGGAAUUUUUCAAUAAACGCGGGUCAUUGGAACUAGUGAGGCAGAGAGAAAAUUAUUUGAUCAAAUUUGCGGCAUCCAAAGUUUGAAAAAAACCUACUCACACAAAAUAAAGACGUAAGCAUAUUAUUUUAAGAUAUUAACAUAAGUUAUAGAACUAAGAGUUGUUUGCCGACUUUGCCUGCAUAUAAAAUUUUAAUUUCUUAUGCGCUACAUUAGUUUGGAUACCGAGUAUAUUAAGUUUGUGAGGACGCCGAUAACAUGCAGAAGGGCUUAGAAUAGACCCACGUUUUAUUCUAACAAACAAACUUGUCUGUCCAUGUAUUUUUAUUAUCAACGAUCAGGGCACAAUUUUUAAGAUAUUUUGAUGAAAUUUGCGACACUGAUAUGCUUUGACCCAACGAUGAGCACUAUUGAAAAUGGUUCGGAUAUGUCCAUAUUUUUGAUCACUUCCCAUAUAACAUUUUAUUUUGAAAAA
Glossina fuscipes is the source of this 2169-nucleotide messenger RNA. RefSeq lists its product as uncharacterized. Lineage: Eukaryota; Metazoa; Arthropoda; Insecta; Diptera; Glossinidae. The transcript is spliced from 2 exons. The coding region runs from base 225 to 1553 and encodes 442 amino acids. The record is from RefSeq and is a predicted model, not a curated record.